GUUAACUGCACGGCCCCGGGAGCGGGAGAUCACCAGAGCCCCUCCCCGUCGGGAGGUCCCACCGCAGGACGCGCCUCACCGGACAGCGGGGAGGGUGAGGGUGAGGGCGGCCGGAAUGGGGAUGAUGCGGGGAGGAGGGAAGAGACGUUGGCUGUCCAGAGCUGGCCGUCUGGCCGCACUGCCUCGGUCCAGGGAACAAGACUUGCCCGCCACUUCCGUCUCCACACCGCGGGAGAGACGGCGCGGGUCCCGGCGAAGGGUUCCCGGGACGGAAGGUUGUGCCAGGUUCCUGUCUCCAUGCCUCACCGGGAAGAGGGACGUCCCGGAGUGCUGUCCGGCUGCAGAACCCGCCACUGUCCCCUCCUCCGAUGGGCUGGGGGAGGAGGGAGUCCGGAGGCCCCUCAUGGCCAGUGCGAGGGACCAAGCCUUGGAAGGCGCUGGCCUCUCGACCCCUCGGUGCCCCGGAGCCCAGGCGUCAGGCCAGGCGACGACAGGCUGUCCCCGAGGGCCGGAACCUUCCUCCUCACCCGUGACACCCAACCACCAGACACACCCAGCCGGAGACCCGGAGCCAGUGGGUGCCCCGCAUCCAGGGGGAGAGGACGCGCCGGACCCUGGCAGGGGACCCUCGCCCACACCGGCCCACCAGAGGACCUCUGUACACACCACCAACCUGCACAACCCUUCCCUCCAGGUGCGGAGCCGCCACUGCCCCGGUGACCAGGACCACCACACGGGCGACCCGCUGCCCGCGUCACAGACUCCACACCCGCCCGACGGUGGGUCCGUUUACAGAGCGACCGCCGUGUUCAUCUCGGACGGAGACUCGGACGGGUCCUCCCCUACCGGGGGGAUUGGCGCGGCCAACCGGCGGCAGACGGGAGGGGGUCCCGAGCCCUGCCACACACCGGCCGCCGGCCACGCUCCCUGCGCCUGGGCGGAGGACAGCCCUCUGUCCAGGUCCGGCCGGAGCCCGGAGACCGCCAGCGGAGCCCGGGCCAAGGCUAGGCCGCCCUGGGAGAGUCCGAGGCCGGGGGGCCUCGGGCCGCAGCAGGUUUCAGGAGGAAAGCGUUUCAGCCAGAGCUGCCUAGACCUCACGGCAACUGAGGCGCCGGUGAUGGCCCCGAGGCCAUGGGAGUGUCCGGAGGCGGCUCGGCCGGACACCCGCUCCCCAACAUCCUCCUCUCUCACCGGGAGCCUGGACUCCACCGAGACCUUCCUCAUCGACUCACCGCGGGGCUUCGGGGAGCGGGAGGGAAUGGCCGGGGCAGCCAGAGCUCCGGACCCCCCGAGGGCAGCGGCCCACCGGCCCCGGUCUCGGGUCAGCAGGACCUCCGGGCCACAGCCCCACCAGGGAGCUGCCCCACCGCACAGGAGAGCCCGGAGCCCGCGGGCACCAUCCCACCGGACAACAUCCAUCCCCGGCUGCAGACAGGGUGAAGCACCCAGGCCAAGGGCCGCCGCUUCGGCCCAAAUCGAUGGUCAGAGACGGCAAGGCGCCCGCACCCAAGGGCGCAGCCUUGCGCUCCGGCAGCUCCCUGGGCCCGGGCUGCAGCGGUGCUUGGACCGAGCGAGAGAGCUGCAGCAGGAGCCCCGGCGCCGGAUCUCCGCCAGCAGCCCCGCCCUGCCUGGGCACCAGGGGCCGGAGCAGAAGCGAGGCCAAUCUGUCGGCGUGGCCGCGGCCGGGGCCGUUCCUCAGGAACCAGCUGGUCGGGCAGUUCGGGAGCUCCGGCUGCUGCUCGGGAGGUCUGAGCCUGCCGUACGGCGUGCACUGCUCGGGCCCGGGCACCGUGUACGUGGUGGACUCCGGCAACCGGCGGCUGCAGGUGCUGGGCGGGGCGGCGGGGAGACGCUGCAGCAGAUCCGCCUGGAGCACGGCUCCUACUUCGACGUGGCGGGUGAGCGCCCACGCCUGGUGGCUCUGACCGGCAUCUCCAGCCGGUCGGUGGAGGUGUACAACCGGCAGGGCGAGCUGCUGAACGCCAUCUCCAACCCCUUCCAGAACCCGCGCGGCAUCACCGUCAACAGCCGGGACCAGUUCCUGGUCACCGACACCAAGCGGGGCAACCGUGUCGGUGCUGAGGCUGGAGCCGGACACCGGCCGGCGGCUGGGCGCUGACAC
Pristis pectinata (smalltooth sawfish) is the source of this 2122-nucleotide messenger RNA. RefSeq names its product skin secretory protein xP2-like. The transcript has a single exon. NCBI's taxonomy places the organism in Eukaryota, Metazoa, Chordata, Chondrichthyes, Rhinopristiformes, Pristidae. The coding region runs from base 116 to 2119 and encodes 667 amino acids. The record is from RefSeq and is a predicted model, not a curated record.